This is a messenger RNA of Caenorhabditis remanei, 423 nucleotides long. RefSeq lists its product as uncharacterized. The record is from RefSeq and is a predicted model, not a curated record. The transcript is spliced from 2 exons. The coding region runs from base 1 to 423 and encodes 140 amino acids. NCBI's taxonomy places the organism in Eukaryota, Metazoa, Nematoda, Chromadorea, Rhabditida, Rhabditidae.
AUGUCUUCUGUUUCUGACGACUCCAGCACUGCCCACCCUGACACUCGCCGAAAACAUUGCCUAUCUCAAUGCUUCCCUCCAUGGUUCGCGGCCGCACCAAUCUGGCAUAGCGGUGAAGAGGGGUGCUCAACGGUCCUAGCAACAAAUAUCCCGCAUUGUAUCCGAAGGUCGAUUCAUAGUUCUGUUCCGCCAACUUCUGACGACGAUUGCGAUUACGAGGUCGGGAACGAGAACGACCUCGUUUACUUGGCUUUGGAUAUGGGUCGCGGGCUCGGUGUUGACAAUAAAUGGACAAAUCAAAUCGAUGCGCAUCUGAUCGUGGCUUGCGAACCACUCUGGAGAGUUCACUGUGCCGACGGAACUCUCCUUUUGGAAUUGGAGGUUCAUCUUUUCGUGGUUCUCUCGACGAUGAACGAGUUCUGA